Molecule: messenger RNA, 1785 nt
Organism: Corylus avellana
Lineage: Eukaryota; Viridiplantae; Streptophyta; Magnoliopsida; Fagales; Betulaceae
Product: F-box protein At3g07870
Molecular function (GO): protein binding
Source: RefSeq, a predicted model, not a curated record
GACGCACGCAGGCUGAAAAGUCUGAGGAGUUGGGACACGUGGCAACCAUUCACGCAAUUUUGGAACUCUCCAAAAUGUUUCUUUCUCCCAUGUCUUCGCCUCAGAUUUACCUCCAGAUAGUGCGCAUAACAUUCUCUUUUCUCUCACGAAGAUCGCAGCAGCUAGAAGGGCCAGGAGGGCAUUGUGCUGAGUAGAAAACUUUCCCAGGAGAUUGAGAUUAGCGAAAUACGCGGCAGCCGGAGAAGAAAAAGGAUAGCGAUGUCGGAUUAUCUCCCGGACGAUGUGGUGGUCGACAUCCUCCAGAGACUCCCCGUGAAAUCCCUACUCCGAUUCAGGUGCGUUUGCCGAUCAUGGAACUCUCUUAUCAAAACCCCUUCCUUCAUCCAUUCCCAUCUCAAUCAAUCGAUUGAAAACCACGACGGCAACCGUUUCCCACAUCCUCCUGUAAUCGUCAGGUACUGUGCUUCUAAACCCAAUGUAGAGCACUACAAAUUGUUCCGUGAUAAUGAAUCAUUCGAGGAGGAUACGGAAUUGGAUUUCUCAAUAGAAAGCUGUCGGCUUAACCAUUUUAGGUUAAUUGGUUCUGAGAACGGUUUGAUGUGCUUUUUAGAACAAGAGCGCUUUAUUCUUUGGAACCCGUCCAUUAGGAAAUUCGUGAAUCUUCCAAAACCUUGCAUUACGCUCAAGACCCACGGCCGCAUUACAUGUAAUCAAGCUUUCGGAUUUGAUCCGCGGACCAACGAUUAUAAAGUGGUGAGAAUUGCAUUUCCUCAUGUAAGCAAUGCGGUGCUGAAGGAAACUCUGGUUGAGGUUUACUCUCUUAGCACAGGCUGCUGGAAAAUUAGUAGUGCAUCUUUUCCGUAUGCGGAUACUCAUAAACAUUCAUUCAAACCCAAAGCUUGCUUAAAUGGCUGUGUCCAUUUUAUCGCACUUGCUGGCCAGAAUAGGACUAGUAAAAUUGUAUUGGCGUUUGAUCUGCGUGAUGAGGUGUUUCGCGAGAUGAUCUUGCCGGAAAAUAUGAUCGGCUCGGAAGCUGAGAUGGUUACUUGUGUAUUUAAGGGAUCUCUUGCUUUGUUAUGUUAUGAUCGUUGGAAGCGUUGUUUGAUAUGGGUGAUGAAGGAGUAUGGUGUGGUUGAUUCUUGGAUGAAACAGUUCACCAUUGAUAUAGCCGGUGGAGUUGAGAAUGUGCUAGGCUUCAGGAAGAAUGGUCAAAUAAUAUUGGAGACCCGAAAACUCGGUUAUUGGGAGCUGUCUUCGUAUGACCCCGAGAGCCAACGAGCUACGAAAUUGGGAAUACAUGGGAGGGCACACUAUUUCUGUUUUGAUACUUACAGGGAGAACCUUGUCUUACUCAACCAAGCAAACGAUGCACUUUCCAGAAGUAGAGUGACCAAGAAGAGGAAAUAUAGGGCGAGCGAGCUCAGCCGCAAGAUGGAGGAGAUUCAAAGAAAGACUAAACAGUUAAAGGAAAAAGUGGAAUAUAAAGUAAGACGGUUUCAAAUGGAAAUGGACUCCCCGCAAAGACAGUUGGGGGAAAACAGGGUAUCUGAAGUGAGAGAGCUAUCUGAAGUCAGAGAGCUUCAGGCAGAACUCAAAGCAAUAGAACAAGAAUUUCAAGAGUUCCAGGAGUUCCAAGAGCAGAUCGUUCGUCGUAGGGCAUAGUUCCACCAUCAUAGGAACAAGGAUACAUUUGUUUCUGACCAUUUUUCAUUUUAGAUGCAUCUUUUUUCUUAUAGAAAUUGAAGUGCACAUUAACUAUAAUGAAUACAAUUUCUCUUAUAAUGA